Molecule: messenger RNA, 693 nt
Organism: Paramacrobiotus metropolitanus
Lineage: Eukaryota; Metazoa; Tardigrada; Eutardigrada; Parachela; Macrobiotidae
Product: cannabinoid receptor type 1B-like
Exons: 1
Coding region: 1-693 (230 amino acids)
Biological process (GO): G protein-coupled receptor signaling pathway
Cellular component (GO): membrane
Molecular function (GO): G protein-coupled receptor activity
Source: RefSeq, a predicted model, not a curated record
AUGAUGAUGCAGUCGCAUGUUUUGAUCACCACCAACCGCAUCUGGGCGGUCAGUUUUCCGUUGUUCUACCAGCGCCACCAUUCUACUAAAACCGCUCUGCUUUUAUGCGUCGGAAUGUGGAUAAUUUUCUGCUUAUUUUUACUGCCCGGUUUACUGGUUGACGCGACGAUUCGCAAUACCGCCGACAAUGUUAACUGCCUGAUGACUACGGAAGGUCAUCCGCUACAGGAGAAAUGGAGUAUGGCUAUUGAAUUCCUGCUGUACAUUCUCCCGGUUUUUAUUAUUCUAUUUGCCUAUCCGGUGAUAUGUUGGAAACGCCAUCAACGGCAUAAAGCGCGAAUGGUGAUUCGGCCCCGGCUGAACACCGGCGAAGGUGCCGUUGUCCCGUCGCUGGCGAAGGCGUCGCGGAGAGAUUCCUCGGAUGGCAUAUCCACCGCUGACAAUUCGCCGCAGCAGCGAACGUCAACGUCCAAGUCGUUCACGGUGUUGACGCUGUUGACCGUGGCGGUUGUGAUCUGCUGGACGCCGCUGGUUAGUUUCUUCACGAUUUCCUUGUUUGCCAAGCGCUACAUUGCGGAGCUGUAUGAAGUGGGGCAGAUAUUAUGGGCGCUGGAGCCGGCAUUGGAUCCGGUUCUGUUUUCCAUUGCGCUUAAGGAUUUGCGCGUCGAAAUUCGAAAUUUAUUUCACGCAUAA